Lineus longissimus is the source of this 2325-nucleotide messenger RNA. RefSeq names its product trissin receptor-like. The coding region runs from base 209 to 1777 and encodes 522 amino acids. The record is from RefSeq and is a predicted model, not a curated record. Lineage: Eukaryota; Metazoa; Nemertea; Pilidiophora; Heteronemertea; Lineidae. The transcript has 3 exons. Gene Ontology annotation, cellular component: plasma membrane. Gene Ontology annotation, molecular function: G protein-coupled receptor activity; peptide binding. Gene Ontology annotation, biological process: G protein-coupled receptor signaling pathway; cellular response to hormone stimulus.
UAUCCUCUUAAAGUUUGCAUCUGUAUCUUUUUGCAUUGUUAUGCUCUCAGUUCUUUGUGUCUGGAAAAUAAGAAGAAUAAAUACUGGUGUCCUUCUCCCUGUCAGAUUGUCAGAUUAUUUAGUGAGAUUUAAAUAUUUUAUUCGAGAGAGGAAUUCGAUGGAAGUACUGCUACAAUUCUUUUCCUACAGAGGAUUAUCGUCAUAAAAAAUGAAUGGUUUAGAUAACUCAACUUUGGAUAUCACAGAUAGUGAGUAUGUCUCGGAGAACGCCACGAGUACAGUAAGGCCGUGUUGGGUAUUAAACGAGACCCUCACAUCGGCUAAUUGCACGGAUGUGGAGUCCGAUUCUGACUCUUCUUUUGAUGGCGAAGACUGGAAAAAUCCAUUCCAUAUUCCACAUAUAAGGGCAUUGUUCAUCACUGCAUAUUCCAUAGUUUUUGGCGUUUGCUUAUUAGGGAAUGCCGCUGUAAUAUACGUGAUCCUCCGGAGCCGGCGGAUGCGAUCCAUCACAAACUUCUUUCUCGCCAACCUUGCAUUUGCCGACUUCUGUGUAGGAAUUUUCUGUGUUUUGCCAACUUUGACGAUUUAUCUGGAUACAGUUUGGACUUUAGGUCGGGUGAUGUGUAAACUAAACUACUUUGUGCAGCAAAUGGCGUUUGUUGCCUCCGUCACUAUCCUGACCGUCAUUGCCAUUGAACGUUACGUAGCAAUAGUCUACCCGAUGAAGAGCAAGCAACUUACCACCCGGAGACGCCUCAUAUUUUUCAUCGUUCUUAUAUGGAGUAUAGCCAUUUUCUACAAUGUAAUACAAUUAUUUGCUUUCGAUACAACGGCGACUGAAUUUGAUGGCGUCCGAUUUGAAUUUUGUGUCAUGAUUAUGAAAAUAGACCGACAGACGUAUUACACGAUUAAUUUUAUCAUGUGGUACUUUGUUCCUUUGCUUCUCAUGACGUUCAUUUAUACUAAAAUUGGGGUUGUGUUAUGGAAGAGUACCAUGUUAACGACAUCGGUGGGUAAAGCCUCGCUCAAGGAAAUUCAAGGAGGUCCAUCUAUAGUACGGACGCGUUUUUCCGGCCGGAAAAAUCGUACAAGUAGCAAUGUACCAGGAGAUGGGUUGCAAAUGUCCAACUAUAUAAACCCUGACGAUCCGACCUUUGCUUCAACAGCUGCCCCUUCGAAUCAAAUGAUGAUCAAAAAUGGAAGCCCACGAUCUAAUCUCCUUGAAAUUCCACUUAAUUCUAAGGAACAUGGGUCGCAGACCCGGGGCGCUGGGCACAACCUACAGCCCCUCCAGGGAGUAACCAGUGUAGAUUCCGGUAAUCGCCCGGAGGACGAACUCACGACCGACACGUCUUCCACUGACCCGGUCUGCCUCGGGGGCAGGAAGCGCGGACGCAACAAUUACCGGAGAAGAAUUCAGGAUAUUGCUCAGAAAAGUAAAGUAGGGGGAGCUGAUAAUGUUUUGAAGUCUAGGCGGAAGGUUGUGAGGCUUUUAGUUUUGAUUGUUGGUUCGUUUGCCGCCUGUACACUGCCCUUUCAAGUCCGAGUGCUCAUAGUAGCUUGGGGAGGAAACGUGCCUUCGAUUCUGGUUCCCAUUACCAUGCUUCUAAUGUUCUUUAAUAGUGGACUGAACCCGAUUUUGUAUGCAUUUUUUUCUGAGAAUUUCCGACGGGCGAUGAAGGAGGUUUUUGUUUGUCGGUUGGUUAGUCACCGUCAGUCUGUGAGGAGGGACGCUCUAACCUCGCGGACGUCGGCAGUGUCGCACACCAAUGUAUAGAAUACGAUCUCACAUUUAUACGGUGGAUAGGUUGAAGAGAUACCGUGGUGUUUAUAAAAGUCCGUCACAUCAUAUAUCAUUUCGAAGACCCACGAGAGAAAUGCAUGUGGUUUGAAACGUUGUGAUUCAAAAAUUGCACCAAUUUUAAGGAAUUGCUGUCGCUCCAGUGUCUUACGGGAUAACAAAAUAGGCAUGUGUGGAUGAUGUAUGCUAUUUAAUGCAAGAUCAUUUUAUUUCUGAAUCUCUUUGAGAUAUGAAAUGAUCGUGUUAUUUGUGGAUCAGGUGAAAAUAUGGUUUAUCGGUCUAUAAACCAACCAAUUAGGAUAUCAUUUAACUUGGCAAAUAUAUCCUUCAUCAUAAUAGCUAUCAUCAGGGAACAUUGAUCCAUUCCUUUCUUAGUCUCAAAUUUCUGCAAGAACGAGGAUGAAGAACCGCAUCGGUAUGAAAAUAAGAUAAAAUGCCUGUAACCUUAAUCAUCAACUUCCUGAACUAUAUCAGUAUGACAUAUGACAUUCCUCAUCAUUGCGUCGAAGAGAAAGCUGUCAAGA